AUGGACAACGGCAAUAAUCAGAAUGAUGAUCAUCAACCUCCUGCACCUGCUUCAGAUCUGUCUGCAAUAGACAUGGAUAAUUUUGAGCAGCUCACUUCUGAACUACCUGCUGUAGGCAAAAACACAUUGCAGUUUGAUAAUGCAGCUGUUGAGGAGGAUGCUGAGUUGUCUCUCAGUAUUGAAGACGAUCAGGACACAGGGAAUCCCACCAAUGCAGAUAUGAAGAUGGAAUUAAUGCCCGUGGAAUCAGAUGUAAGUUUCACAAAAUAAAAUAUUGCAUGUAUUUUUUUAACCCAGUCCUGAGAGUUACCAAAAUCAAUUUUCUCUUAAUGAUAUCCAUACAUUGUCAGGAGAUUAGGUUAUGAGAGGUAAUAAAAUAAUCACCAAAGAGAAAUGCCUUGAUCAUUUUUCAAAUUCUCUCAACACAGUCUUUAAGGAAAUGUGUGGAGAUUAGUUUGGAGAAUUUGUACAUGGAUAUUGGGGCUUAAAGGGUUAACUAAUUAAUAAGCCUCUGUCUAGUAGUGACUACCUGCAUGGACAGGACAAAAGUUACUAACUGGUGGCUUUAAUAGUAAUUUUUAAUUAUUAAUUGCGAAAGAGCAGCCUCACGAGGCUGCGAGGCAGCAACCUAAUAGAGCCGUGCGCAAUAGUUCCAGGGGCAGAAAAAAUCUCGAAUUGAUGAAACAUAUAGUAAUGUAAGGCAGCAGUUAUGAUGUAAUGCAGAACAGAGAAUGCAUUGUUUUUUAGCAAACUCUUGAUACAAAAUCCAUGAGCCGUGUGCAUGUUUGUGAGUCCCGUGCUCAUCCCGUCUUCAACCAAUCGUCGGGUGGAUAUUCAUUUGCAUCAAAAUUUAUUGUGUCUUGGAAGCAAAAUAGUACUUAGUAAAGGUGGGAUUUCAAAUUCUUUAUGCAAAGGAACAGUUUACUUGACUAUUUUCAUAAGACAAACUUAAAGCAAUUUAGGGCACACAUACACCAACCCAUGAUCCGACUUCCCUGCAUAUGUGGUGGGAAAACUGCCGUGCUGGAUUUCCAACCAAUAGUUCCCACAUGUGUUGUGUGGAGCUGGUGCUUAAAGGAAUGCUUUACACUACUGGCCCACCACAAUAAAGGGUCUUUGAGACACAGGUUUUCUCUGUUCUUUGACCCGAUGGUAAUGCCAUAAUGGUGAACUCCUAUAAGGGUGGAACAACUGUCUAUGGCUACCACUGCCGCGUGAUAUGGUUGUAUGCAUGCAUGAAAAACAGGCCAGGACGUGGGUUGGUGUAAUGUGUGCUUCUUGCUUUAAAGAGUUGCACUUAAAGGAGUUGCUCCAACAAUGAAGGGUCUUUGAGACAUGAGUUUUCCCCAUUCAUUGACCCAACAGUUAUGCCAUGAUGAUGAGCCUCAAUAAGGGCAAAACAGUUGUCCAUGGCUGCCACUGCCUGGGUGAUAUGGCUGUGUGCCUUCAUGAGAUAGUGGCCAGGUGGUGGGUUGGUGUAUGUGUGCCCCUUGCUAUAACUAUUUUCACACUAAUUUUCACUUAUGCAAUCAAAUUAAGUUCAAUCUGUUUUUCAUAAAUUACUGUAAUUCAUUACAGGUCUAAACAAAUUGAACAGCAUGUGUAUGCACUCUUUUUUUCUAUAAGAAUAUAUUUUAUAAGAAUAUCAAUGCAGAAAUUUGUGAAAUUUUAUGAAUAUUUUAAGAAUAAACCCCAGGCUGAGAUUUUGAAAAGGGUAUAAUUUUGUGUGUUCAAAAACUUAAUAGUACCUUACAAUAAACUUAAUUAUUCCAUUCUCCAAAUGGCAAAACUUGCCAACAAAACGAAAAAACCUGCACUAACUAUAAUUGAUCACCCCAAUAUAUUUUAAAAAUAUGGAAAUGCCAUAAGCUAUAAUAAUUGAAGAAUAAUACAAGAAUAUUUUCAGCCUAAAAUUGGCAGAAAAAUAAGAAUGUUCUAGCCUUAAUAAGGCCAGAGAAACAACAUUCUUAAUAAUGAAAAAAAAAGUGUAGGUAAAAUCUUUGCUUGUUGGCACUUAGCAAAUAGCUAUAACUAUAUAGUUAUAAUAUUAUAAUAUUAUGAUUAGAGGUCCACCUGAAAACAGCAUUAGAUGUGGUAUAUAUUUUUCAUGUUAUUUAAGCAUGCAGAAUAAAUGAAUGAAUACAAUAAAUUUAAUAAUGAAAUUUAUUGUAUUUAUUUAAUGUGAUAUUAAAUGAACGAUUCAGUCAGGCAUUUAAAUAUUAAUUUAUUCAUUAGCAUAUAUGUAGUUUUCUAUUUACCAAGUGUAUUUGCGCAAUGUGCCUCAUACAAUCUGCAUUUACUGUUUAGUUGUGGUGUUUUUCAAUUUUUUUAAAUUGAUUUUCAAUCCUACAAGUUAAAGGUAUUUGUGAAAAUAGCCAUGCUUUCCACAAAGAAUUUAUUUUUCAUGAACAUACCCUAGGGCUUGCAUCCAGAAACAGAUGAUGCUAGCUGUGAGGAACCAGAUCCCACAAAGGAAGAUACACUAGCACCAGAAGCCAUGACAGGAACAGAACCAGCAAAUUCAGAUACUAAAGAAUCCAAAGCUACAGAAACGGGUGUCUCUACUCCAUCAGUUUCCUUUGAUGACAAAGCUGAACAAAAUUCACAGGAAGAAGAAGAGGAAGAAGAGGAAAAGCCUGUGAAGUUUGGAAAAAUUGUUGAUCCUCAUGUCUUGGGGUGCUGUGAAUUCUGUGGUGGUCCUGUUAAGCGGCGGAGGUUUUGUUCUCCUCUCAAAAGAUUCUGCUCCAAGGGUUGUUCUAGAAGUUCAAGGAAAGCUAAAGUAAUGUUUCCCUUAUAAAUAGAAACUAAGUGUUAGCUUGUACAUUUAUACUUCAAAAGGCUUUGGCUUAGGAUGUCGGCAUGUAAAAAAGCCUGUUUACAUGCAUUUUCUCAACAUUUGUUCACUUAUGUUUGGCUUAACCAUUUAAUGGCAAAACGUUUUUAACAGAUUGUCCAACAUUGUUGAACUUAUUUAUUGAGAAGUAUUGAAAGCUUGCGCAUGUUAAUGUGUAGUCUGUGCGAGCAGUCACGCCUUUAUCGGCUCUUGUUUCAUCUGCUGAGAAAAGACAUCUGCUCUCAUCACUGGAUAGUUAAUGUGUUAAAGCAAAUUAAUUUAAACCAGUAAUAGCAACAUUGCUUUAACCUUCUUUUCUUGAAAACUAUAAAAUAAAAAUCCUUUAUUAAGCCCCCCUCUUUGAUAAGCCCCCCCCCCCCUUUUCAGUAGAGGAAAGUUAUGAAGCCCUCCCCACCCUACUAACCUUGUCCUUAAAAUAGAAUGUGUUAAAUCAUGACUUUGCUUGAACCAAAGAUACCUUUUAUUCUUUGCUGACUUCACAAGUUUACUGAUGUAGACAGCUUAUGCAUUUGUCAUGGAUAGGCUGGGCCUAUAAUAAUAAUUAUUUAUAUAUGUAAUAUGUCAGAAAAAGGAGAUUGAGGAUAUUAUCAAUGGACAGGAAGUGGAUGAAGGGAACUCUUAUACCUGCACAGUAACAGGUAAGUGACUCAAAGUCAUACAUUAAUAGAGAGGAAAAGUGUGAUGUCAUGUUACUUCUGGACGUGGUUCCUCAAAGGAUGGUUAAGUUUAAUCCAGGAUUAAGGCAAAUUUCAAGCAACGUUUUCUUGUCUAAGAACAUGUUACCGCGGGCUUUCAAAAUAAUGUUGUGCUUUAACUCUGAGAUUCUGUGAUGAUAACAUAAGAAUGCUAAUCUAAGGAAUGCAUAGGAAGGCAAAUACAAAAAUGGAAGACAUUUUCGAAGGAUGGAAGUACCUGUUCCCGAGUACAGUGCAAUCAUGCACAGGAAAGUGUUGUUUCUUUUUUUUUCUGCAAUGUUUGCAGGACCGUGGUUUGUUGGGAUCCAGAAAUUUUGCCACCAUGCUAACAUGACGUAACAACUUCUCCACUCUACGUUAUUAUAAGUAUAGGUAAUAGCAUGAUUAAUUUGUAGUGAUGUUUGGCAUAAAUACUGUGAGUGAUAUUUCAAAAGUAAAAUUCGAGACAAUUUUGAAAUAUCACAAGUGGUAUUUCUGCCAAGUAUCAUGUACAAAUCAUGCUAUUAUUUGUUUAUACUACUACACGCAAAAGGUUUGUAAUUUUCACAUGUAGGUAUUUCAAAUUAACCUGAAAUACCACUGCUCUAAGCCAAUCACAUUGCAGAAAUUUCUCAUGUAGUAGUAUAACUAAUGGUAUCUCUAGUCACAUUCAUGGUGAUAAUAUAAAAAAAACCAUUUUUGCACAUGUUGAAUGAUUAGUAAUGAUGUAGUGGAACAUACGUCAUUUUAAGUACAUUCAAUCAGUAUAGACAAUUAUUAUGCUGUUUACAUGCAGAUACCAUUGUCUGCCAUUAUACUGUACUUCUUGUUGAUUUAAGCAGGCAUGUUUUUGUUUAACUGUGGGGGAGGGGGGGGGGUUGAAAAAAAGCAAUGGGUGCUUUCAAGCAAUAAAAUGUGAAUAUCAUAACUUCUAUAUACACAGGAGGCAGUUUGUCAUUUCAAGCAUUAAAGCAGGUGCUCCAUAUAGAGAAAAAUUGAUCAAUGCAGGUAGUGGGUGGGAGCACUAAACAAAAAACUGUAAUCAUCAGGGUUGUCAAAAGUAGCCGGCUGCCGGCAAAAAUCGCCGCCUACUUGGUUAGCAUCAGCUGGCUACUCUGCUUAGCAUUUCUUUACAGAUGGGGUUUUUUAAUUGAAAUAUCCCUGGACUGGCCACUUACUUUGACAUCUCAGCUGUCUACUUUAAAACUUUCUGACACCCCUGAAUCAUGCUCCUGUUGGCUUUGUCAUUUCCUUGAGAGUUGUUAAUUUUGUGUGUAUUUUAAGGCAGCGAGGGUGAGGCCCCUCAUAAAGUCACUUGGACUGAUUACAUGGAAGCUGCUCUCAGCAAGGCUGCUCCUGAUUGUUGCUUCAAGCAUGUGAGUGUCUUAUAUAAUCUAUAUUGUGAUAUUUUGCCAGUUCUGGAUGAACUUCUGGGUAGUCUAAAUUGUCUCAGCUUUCGCUUGAGCUAUACUCUGCCAUUGUUGUUGACUGCAGUGUAGCAGGAUUAAAAUGAGCUAGCUGGCCUGUGCUGCUGUUCCACAGGACACACCUUCACUGAGAGCUGCCAUUGACAUCGCUAGCACUGUUUUUGCCAUCUAUUAUCACUAUUAUUAUUAUUAUUAUUAUUAUUAUUAUUAUUUAUUGCUACUAUUAUUAUUUAAUUUUUUAUGUAUAUUGUUGUUGGAAGUUGAAGAAUUAUUGUAAUUUUGUAAGUAAUAUUUAUUUAUUCACCCAACAGACAACAGUUGAAGUUCCUGGCUUAAAACCUGGCAUGAAACUGGAAGCAGUUGAUAGGAACAACCCACCUUCAUUCUGUGUUGCCACGGUUAUACAGAAGGUUGGACAAAGAGUGCGCAUUCGUUAUGAUGGGUUUGGAAAGGAUAGUAGCAACGACCACUGGUGUAACUUCCAAGCAGAGGAACUUCACCCAAUAGGAUGGUGUGCACAGAAUGGAUACCCUCUACAACCACCAAAAGGUAAAUAACAAGUCAUGUAUUUGUAUAGGUGUCUCCUUAACCCUUUAAAUCCCAGUAUCAACAUACAAAUUCUCUAGACUGCAUGACCUGUAUGCAUUUCUUAAGGAAUUGUUUAUGAGAAUUUGGUACAAGAUCAAACUUUUUUCUCUUUGCUGAUCAUUUUGUCAAUUCUCUUAACUUUUUCUCUUGAUAAUGUAUUGGAAUUGUUAGGAGAAAAUUGAUUUUGGCCAGUCUUGGGAACUAAAGAGUUAAUUAGUAGAUUUAGUACAAGACUUUAAGUGUUGGUUUGGAUCUUAGGGGUGGUUGAACCCCAAGGCAGUUAUUACUGAAACCUCCGAUGUUAACAUACUUAAGUUGGAACGGAUUUGUCCUGCCACAUUUACUGUCACAUUUUUUUAAUUUCUGUGUCCUGUCUUGACUCAAUCUUUUUGAUUUUGUUGAUUUGUAAAACACAAUUCUGUCCCAAAUUUGAUAGUAUUAUUUGACUGAUCCCUUUUGAAACUCAUUUUAACUGUAAAUAAUUUCUUAUUCUGUUUUAUCAUUUUAGGCAUUAAUAGCACUCUAGAGGACUGGAGAACUUUCUUAACUCAGACGCUAACUGGUGCACUUGCUGCACCCCAUGACCUUUUUAGAAAGGUAUGUGGUGAUUGGUGUGCCAGUCAUCGAUAAAUUACAUGUAUAAUACUACUGUAUGAGAAAUUUCUGCAAUUUGAUUGGCUUAGAGCAGUGGUACUUCAGCUUAAUUUGAAAUACCUACAUGUGAAAAUUACAAACCUUGUGUGGGUAGUAGUAUAAACAAAUAAUAGCGUGAUUUGGACAUGAUAUUUGGUAUGAAUACCACUCGUGAUAUUUCAAAAUUGUCUCAAAUUUCACUCGCCUAACGGCUCCUGAAAUUACGUGUAACAAUUUCGAGUUAUCACUCGUGGUAUUUAUCCGAAAUAUCACUGCAAAUCAUCCUGUUACCUAUACUACCGGUAAUCAGUCAUUGAUCAAAAGCUUACAUGUAAGUUGACCCAUAUAAUAAUCAAUUAUAGAAAAAGUUAAAUCAACAUGUGGAAAAAUGAAAAAUGAAAUCUUUGCAAUUAAAAAAUAUGUUAAAAAUAGCGGGUUUUUUAAUAGACAAAUAUUAAUGCAGCUAUAUAAAUCUAUUGUCUGUUUUUUUUGUGCUCUUUAUAAACAUGGCGCAAAAUGAAUCCCCUUAGCAAAAAUGGUCCAAAGCUCAAAAGUUAGAUGUUACUUUGACUUACACACAAAAGUCAUGUGAAAAAUAAAUUCCAUACUUUUGAAGAGAUUUUUCUAAAUAGUUAAAGACAAUAUAUGAUCGUUCCAUUAGGUCAAUCUGAUUAUUGCUGAUAUAAUCAAUUAUUAUUCUGAAAAUCUCAGCCAAUUCCCAACCAUGUUGUUGUUGUUGUUUUUUUCUAAUAAACUUGGUUCUUUUCAAGCAGACUCAAGAGCACUUCCAGCCACGAGUUCAUGGGUUUGAAGUUGGCAUGAAGUUGGAGGUAGUUCACCCCAUAAAACCAUCAAUCAUCUGUCCUGCUACAGUGACUAAGAGUCUUGGGCCGUACUACUUUGCCAUCACCACUGAUUACCAAGAAGAUGUCCCUUCUGUCACAUUCUGUUGUCAUAGUGACUCUCCAGGGAUAUUUCCAGCGGGGUGGUGUUCUAGGCAUCAGGUUGAACUUGCCGUCCCUGCAAGUAAGUGGAAAGAAUAUCACCAACUUUGCUGGAGAAAUAUGCUCAUUAAGUACAAAAGUGUCAGAAAUGCACAGACCUGUUUUGGUUGAAAUAUGUACUUAUUUGAGUGUCAAAUGUAAUUAGCGUGAAAGUACUAAUUGGCGACACUUAUUUUACAUUUCCAACUGGAGACAGGACUGCCGUGUGAUCAUAAGAGCCAUGCAAAGGUCUGACCCACUUGCAGUGCAAAGGGAGUACCUUCAUUUCUCAGUUGUUUUAAGACCCUAAAGUAUUGGUCUGGCCCUGGGAAACAAACCCACGACCUCCCGCUCUGUAGUGAAGUGCUCUACCGAAUGAGCUACACAUCCUGCUGCAGUUAAAAAAGAGUAUUUUUGGGCAUGGGAAUUUGGUAGUGAUCCUUUGGGUGGAUAUAGUCAUUUUCAUUGGUAACAAAUUCAAAAGUGCUGUGUGACAACCCAGGCUAGUGGGACAACUGGGCCCGUCAAUAAUAAUUAAUAAUUGCUAUUUCUCCAGGCUAAUUAGUAAUAUUAUUAUUCAUUUGAUUUUUUAUGGUACUUUCUUGUGAAGAGAAUGACCGUAAGGCCACUUAAAGAGCGAGUCGAUAGUUUUGUCGAAAUUUGUGUCAUUGCAUGUAAUGACUGUGUGGAUUGGCAAGUAAGGCAGAAACAGAAGUUGGCUUUUUAUAUAUUGGGUUGGUAGUUGCAGUGUUGUUAUUGAUAUGUGAUGUUGAGUUACUUGGUCUGUUGUUUGUAUUUUCACUGUUUUUAAUGAUCAAGAAAUGAUUCUGGCUGGAUAUUUUGACUGCAGAAGUAUUUUACAGAAAACAUUGGCAGAGGCAACUGGGCCAGCAGCUUCAAAACCAAGCGAAAAUUGAGAUAAAGGAAGAAUAAUUAAUUGUUCCUUUAUCUCAAUUAUUGUCAGACAUGCAAUUAUUGUCAGUGUGACUCACUUAGCAAAAGAGUCUGUUUAGGCUGACGAUAUGUUUCUCCAAAGUAUGUUUCAAUUUGGCUCUUUACCAUCAAAACCCUGCAAAAAGUCUUUUUCCCUGUCAUUCUUUUUCUUAAAUAGCUUUAUUGGGUUUCAUUAUCUUAUACAUAGUUACGUAGAAACUUUUUUAAAAAGCAAUAAAAAGUAGGAGAAGAAAAAAAAGAAAAAAGGUAUUAUAUCAAAAGUGGCAAGAACUACCAAGACAAGACCAUAAGGACUUAAAGAAAUAAAAAAAAAAAAACAAAAUAUAAAAGGGCAAAAUUAAUUAUUAAAUAAAUUGUUAUCUCAUUUGGAAUUCAUUUUACAUGAUGAAAAACUCAAAUUUAGUUUGCCAUUUUUCGCACUGAUGGAUCAAAGUUUCAGGGCCAUACUUCGGCCCAAAGUAUAGUAAUUUGCAUGCGAACUGCACUGCCUUUUUUGUAUUUUUUUUUUCUCAAUCUUGCAGACAAAAUAAUACUAAAUAUGCUUUUCAAUACACUUUUAAACAUAAAACCAGACAAUGCGGAAAGAAUAAGAAGAAGAAGAAAAAAAGAAAGAGUGACCUUCAUGACUAUAUUUGCAGCUGAUCACCUAUCCGGUUAUUAACCCCGCCAGACACAGUCUUAACUUGAGUGGUGCUACUGAAAAACUGAAUUUUGUGAGGGUUAUUGCGAGAUUUGUUUUGUAGUAACAUGUUGGAUCUUUGAAUCUUAAUUCAGAUUACACCAAAAAGACAUUCACGUGGGACAAGUAUUUAGCCCUUUGCCGUGCACCAUAUGCACCUGGUCACUUGUUUAGGGUAAGUGUGAUUAACCCUUUAAGUCCCAAUAGUGACCAAGAUCAAUUUUCUCCUAACAAUAUCCAUACAUUGUCAACAGAUAAGUUAUAAGAAUUAAUAAAAUGAUCACCUAAGUAAAAAUGCCUUGAUCUUUAAACAAAUUCUCUUAACUCAUAGGAAAUGUAUAGAGAUCAGUUUGGAGGAUUUGUAUGUAGAUACUUAGGCUUAAAGGGUUAAGAGGCAGAUCAAGAAUAGUUAAAACAUGGAAACUGCAGUAUAACAUUUUAAAAUUGUUUUUUAGUGUUAAUCCAUUUCACCCCUCAGUAUUUCUGUUAGCCGGAUUAGAAAUUUGGUUCAGAUCAGCCAAAUUGAAUUAGAACUGCCUGACAAGUUACCCAGACAUUACAAUAUUGCCAUUGAACCUCCAUGUUCAACCACCUCUCGUAUAGUGUCCAGCGCCCAUCCAAAACACCAUGUUCCCAGUCAUAGCCCUAUAAGUAGAUCUGCUUGUAAACAACCACCUCUCACAAGUGGCUGGAAGCACUUUUUGGCCUGACCAUUUAUAGUUUUCCAGUACUGUGCAAACAGUGAACGAGCAGGAGUGUAUUAUGCCGAGAGUUUUUAAACCUGAUAAAAUACGUGACUGCGAGUUUUUUGAACGGCUUCAAAAUCUCUGUUAUAGAUCAACUCAUUCUUGUAUUAAUAUUUAGAUUUGGGAUUAUUUGUUUUAAAAUUUGGACAUAAAGUUAAGCCUGUCUUUAUCUGAUAUAAAGACACUCAUUAAGCAUUAAUUUCUUUUGGUUUUUUUAUGAAUAUUAUUUAUGAGUUCUUGAAUUGUUUUUACCCUCUUGUAAGCAACCACUUGGUGCACAGUGUAGUCUCUUUGUUUGCUGUAAUUGUAUUACCCACCCUGAGUAAAGAAAUUUCAGCUGCAACAAAUUCUCUACCAAAACAUAGAUGUGUCGGGACCUCUUCACAGAUUAGAGACCCGUUGUAGUUCAAUUCUGGUAAGUGACCACCUGCCAUUAACAACUCCACUAAAAUAAUCUUUACAGUUUGGGUGGCUUCUUUAAGCAGGUUCGACUGUAUAAUAAUAGUCACUGUAAUUGUGAUGCUCCAGUGCUUAAACUAUUUCUAUUAUUUUUAAUGCAGAAACCCAAGACCCAUAAAUUCAAACCUGGCAUGAAGCUGGAAGUAGUUGAUUUGGAGCAGCCGCAAAUCAUUCGUGUUGCCACUAUAACAAAUGGUAUGGGGCGGAUGUUACAGCUAUUCUUUGAUGGCCAGCAAAAGUUUCAGUUUGUGGAUUUUGAGUCACCUGACAUUUACCCCAUUGGCUGGUGCAAAAGAACUGGACACCCCCUUCAUUCGCCGUUUGGUCCAAGUAAGUUUUGAUUGUGUAAUCAGGUUUAAAAAAUGUUGAUAAGUGUAAGUGCAGUUUGUUGAUCUAUUUUGAGUUUACAGGCACUCCACACAAAUACAAAUUAAUUACUGUAAGAGGAUUAUAAUGUCCAACUGCAGGAGGCAACCAGUCUCUAUGCAAAAGCCUGACCAAGGUUUUGAACUUGGAACGACCGAGAAACAAACCCAGCUAGUGGCCAUAGCAGGAAUCAAAGCCAGGACUGCCAGAUUGUGAAUCUGACAUGGUGACCACUGGGCCACGCUUUAUAUAGUGUUGCCUCAUACCGAUCAGUUAAUGUUACAGCGCGCAGACGCAGAGAAAACACAAUAUUCUUUGGUGGGCAAAGUUGGGCAGGGAAUAUACCCGCAAGGCUCGGAUAAAACCCACCGACCGGAUGAUGACCGAAUGAGGGGCCUCGGUACAUGGCGCCAUACCGAGGGGGUGCCUCAUGCCUGUACUGCAAGGGAGGGCAUAGUUCACGCGUGAAAACGCAUGGCCGGCAUAAUGUCCUUGGGCCAAGUUAACCAAGUCCAGCAAAUCCUAUAGCCCCCCCUCCCUGACGGGGCUUCAGCACAGGGCUGAAGGGGUGCCGCAGGCAGCAAUUCCCCGCCCAAAACGCCGAGUAAUACGAGAAGUGCCCUGUGUAAAGCCCCAGUCUCUAAGACCCUUUCUCCACCUGGUCGCGAGGGCUGGAUACAGCUCUUAUCCGCUCCACGGGGGAAUGAAAUGAACCAGAGACCAUCGGUGGAGAAAGGGGAUUGAGGAGUGGACAAGCGGGUAUGAUCACGUUCUAACUUAAGAACCCAACCGAAACUAAACUUGGGUAGCAUGACUUAAUGAAUGUUCUAGUAGGACACAGUGUUCUCAAUUGUGUUACAAUGAGACAUCAUAGUGUUCUCAAUAAACAAUACAAAGAGACACCGUAGUGUUCCCAUGUUGUUUGGUUUUUUUUUGUUGUUGUUGUUGUUGUUGUUUUUUUUUACGCAACAUAAGAAUGUUCGUGAUAAACAGUAUAGAGCAGCAUAACAGUGUUCCCAAAGCCAAGGAAGCGUGGACAAUAGUCAUUGCGAUGUGACAUCUAAUUGUUUUCGAGUCAUUAACUGGAUAGACAGGAGGCCAAAUUUUGAGGGACUUGGAGAAUGGUUUCUUUGGGUGUCCUGAUGUACGACUGAUAUGCAUCAGAUUUCCAACGGCCAAGAACUUUAAUGAGCCAGUCUGGAAGGCCAGCAGCCCCCGCAGUAGUGGCUGCUCCAAUGCGGAAACUGUGUGAUGCAUAGCAGGUACUAUCCAAUCCACAAACCUUGAGAAGAGCCCGUAAGUUGUUGGUGAGGGAGGACCGAGUAAGAUGUCGUCCAUCCGAGAAUUGGAAGAGGGGCUGGGUAGCUCCACUGGGAUUAGUUUGAAGCAGAUAGUCUCUUAACGCGGUGACUGCACAUACAGUAGAGUUUGAUUUGGCGAUAGUGAGCUUGGCUGUCUCACGGAAAGGGUCUGUUUUGGACUUCUUGAUGACAACCUCGAAAGACACAGGUUGGACAAUGUUGGGGUAAAAGUGGACGUCCGAUCUUGUCAGGUGGGAUUGAAUAUUGAACUUGCCGUUGUAAGUGAAUUCGCUACUACGUAGAAAGCCAAAGAACGCAAGGGUAAAAGCAGCCCACAACAUUGAAGAAUCUGUGUCCAACGAUUGGAAGGGUUUUAGUUUGGCAUAAAUUUGGCGGAGGAUCGAAAUAGUAAUAGGGAACCGGGCCCGUUUGGCAAUCCCGAGGGAGGAUUUGAUCCCUCGAAGGGUCUUGUAUAGGAAGGGCAUGGAGGAGAAGUCCAGGGGACAGCCAAACUCAACAUGGAGAUUCUUAACUGCUGCCAGAUAAACUUUAAUAGUGCCAUACGAAACGGUAUUGGAUAAGUGGGUGACGAAAUGAAUUAAGGUUGAUUCACUGGUAGGGAGAAAAGGGGUUUGGGGUGAAAUGAGUUUAUGAAAAAGGCAAAAUCUAAUAAAGUGUCGCUCCCCAGAGGAAUAGGUUCGACGAGUAGAGCUGGCGAUGGACUGGAAAAUGUAGUGAGCAGCCUGCAUAGUUAGACUUUCGUCAGGAAAGGAGGGAUUGGACAGGGAACGGGCGAUGCAUCUGGUGCGAGUUGGUGGAACCGGGGCAUCUGAAAGCGAGAUAAACUAUCAGCUAUGCCGUUGUCGACCCCUGGGACGUGCUUUGCGGUAAAGGUAAAAUUAAACUUCAAAGUUUGAAAGGUGAUCAAACGGACAAGGUUCAUGAUGCGGGGAAUUUUUGAGCUUUUAGCAGACAAAACUGCGACGACUGCCUGGUUGUCACAAUGAAAACAAAUUCUCCUGUUAGCCCAAUGGGGCCCCCAAAUCAUGCAGGCAAGGUAAAUUGGGUAAAGCUCUUGCCAGGUAAUACUUAUCCCUGUGGAGGGGUUGAGCUGGUGGGAGGGGAGCCAUUUUCCCUGGAACCACUGAUUGUCAAAGAAGGCCCCGUAUCCGACUGCACCCGCUGCGUCUGUAUAUAAAUGGAUUUGUGGGGAUGAUUCUGUGUAAGGGGGGAGAAAAAGGCUAACACCAUUCCAGUGGUCGAGGAAAAAUUGCCACAUGAGGAUGUCCUUUCUGAACUCCUGGGUGAGAAAAAUAAUCCGCUUGGGGCGGGCACAACCCCGGGUAAGGUUAAUGAUGCGCUGCAUGAAAGGGCGACCAGGGGAAAUAACCCGGCAGGCGAACUGCAGAGUCCCAAUGAGGGACUGCAGGUCCUGUAGACGACAGACCCGUUUGGAAGACCAGUCCGCUAGCAGGGACCGGGCAUUACUUAACUUAUCCUCGGGGAGACGAGCCUGCAUGUUUACGGAAUCGAGUGUUAUUCCCAUGAAUUCAAGAACUUGGGUGGGGCGAAAGGUUUUCUGUGGGGCAAGGGGAAUGUUUAAUUCCUCAAAGAGGGUAAGAACCCGGCAGAGGGCUGUGGCACAAAGGGACGAGGGGGCAGGUUGAACAAUGAAAAAAUCGUCGAGAAUGUGUAUGAUGGAGGGGAUGUUCAGGUGUUGUCUGACCAACCAUUCCAGGGCAUCAGCGAGUUGAUUAAAGAGAAAAGGGGCACUCCUUAGCCCGAAGGGGAGGGCUUUGUCGAAGUAAUAACGACCCUUCCAGGACAUCCCCAAGAGUUCCCAAUCCCCGGGGUGAACGGGGAUAAUUCGAAAAGCGGACUGUAUGUCAGUUUUUGUCAUAAAGCACCCGGGGCCGUGGUUGAGGACCAGGGCAAUGGCAUCGUCAAUCCGAAUAUACUGAAGGGUGUAAUCCUCAAUGGGUAUGUUAGCAUUUAAGCUAUCCGGGGACCCCUUGGGGUAGGAUAGGUGGAAAAUAGUGCGCCACUUUUGGCUUCCCUUUUUGGGGACUAGGCCGAGGGGAUGAAUUUGAAAAUUUUGAAAAGGGGGGGAUUCAAAGGGGCCAGCCAGGCGACCAAGCUGGACUUCCUCUAGCAGGUUUUUCUCAAUAACUUGGGGUUGUUGGAUGGCAGAUGGGAGAUUCUUGGCAGCUCUGGGGAAGCGGUUACCUUUGUAACCCAAGUGGAAACCAUGGCUUAACCCAUCGCAAAGUCUAGUUACAAAAGCUUGAUUAGGGUGAGUCUUAAGAAGUUUGUGUAGCAGGGGAACAUUCACCGGGGUUUGGGGUUUGUAUGAUAUGGCGGCUUUAGCGGUUUGAGAGUUUCUUAUCACCCUGGCCUCUAGUUUUUGAAGGGGUGUCAUCGUGUCGGUAGGCAGGGUGUUCUCCAUUGCAGACCCUGCAGCGGUGGCUGAAGGAGCAGGGGUCCUGGCUGCAUUUGGCACCUCUGUUGUAAUUGUUACACGUUCCUCGUUGGGUAGGAUUGGGCCUAAGGGCAGAGAGGGAACACCCAUGAGAAAAAUGAUCCCCACUACCACAUAUGGUGCAAGAGGAUUUUGCCUGCCCUGUAAAUUUCAGGAGGUACAAUUGUAUAUCCCUUUCCCCCCAAUUAAGGGAAUGGUGGGCGGCUGCUUUCCUACGAAAGUCUAUAUCGUAGGAGAGCCAUGCAAAUCCCGCGAACUUACGGUAGGCCGAGCGGAUGAUCUCUUGGUAAGCAAACAUCUCGACAGCCCUGUGGGGGAAGGAAGUCAGAAAGAUUGUACAAAAAACAGCAAAGGCCGAAAGCCACCUAUCGAUUGAGUCAAUGUGGGUUUUCUUCUUGCGGGCAGGGGUGGGAAUAUUCACUUGUUUCCCCUCGAACGAAAUGGACACCCCGGGGAGUUCGCUUUCGUUUAGGCAGGAGUUUUCUGGCAGCAAAGAAUCGAAUUCAACAAACUCACCGCGUAGGAUUAGUUGCCGAGUCUUCUGGGGGACGUGGGCUGCGAUGGAUGAGGAAGCUGGCUGCAUUCGGGACUGAGAUGGGCCGUAGUUCGAGGAACCCGAUUGUGAAAGAAGGCUCGCGACGAAAGCAGGGUCAGAUAGUUGUUGUCGCGCUGGAGGUUGGGGAACUGAAUGUGCUGGCUGUUGUGGUACGGGUGAUGGGUUCGUUGAUGCGAAAUUUUUUAGCUUUUCAUCGACUAUGGUGGCGAUGAGGGUGGCUAGAGCCGCUGGAUUUGAGACGGGGUUAGGCGGAACGCCCCUGUCGCGGACGCCAUCUUGUGCUUCGCACGUGGUUAGUUCGGUAUCGCGUCUUUGAAGUCUCUCAGCCUGCGGCGGAUCUUGUUCAUCAUUCCGAGCGCUCGGUAAAUCGCCUUCCUCGUUGGGCUGCUCAACGUCACCGGGUAGGUUAGGGGCGACAGGAGAAGAAUCGGUGUUCGUGCGAGGCCUUUUGGCUGCUGGGUCGGCGGAAUCGGAGCUUCGUGUACGUGAUGUUGGCGCAUCAACAUUGAUCGUGCCCAGGCGUUCGAUCAUCUGUUCGCGUGUUCCCGAGAUAGCAAGCUGGUUUUGGGCCAGUAAAAGGCGAAGGACCUCGUUCGUAACGCCUGAAAGAUCCAUGAAAAACUUUGGUGCUGAAAAAACUUUGGUGCUGCUCAACUUGCAGCCUUCAAAGAAAGUGGCGAUUGAACGGACUGGCGCAGAAUAAGACAAAGAGGCAGGCUGCCAAAUAAGGAGAUCGCGUGUUUGGGAUAAACCGCAGUAGCGAUGCAGGCUCAAUAGUUGUUGCUUGCCAACAUUAACCUUUAUUUUAUGCUAAAAUAUCAAUUCAUAACAGUCCAGUGUUGAUCUAGCCUACAAGAUAUCUCCAAUUGAAGUGGUGAGCAAAGCAAGGUGCAAAAGAAAACGAAAGCUUUAGCCACCAGAGGUAGAAGAAAAGGAGAGCUAGAAAUGAUCUCUGAAGGAUUUUUAUUUCUGCUUUUUUAAAAAUGAAUAGCUCCUUACAGUUGGAAAUAAAUUUUCAUUGAUGACAGGCGUGGCUGUCUGUGCAUCUGGGUGAUUCUUAAGGUUCAAUUUGGUCUCGAGUCCACACUUUAUAGAAACUAGCAAAACAGAAGAGAUUGCAGUGAAAAAGUUUGCCAGGAAAUCUAGCUUCUACUAAAUAGGACCACCUUUUUUGUAUGUAGUGGCAUUUAUGAAUUUCGAGAAGAAGAGUGGAUUUCAUCUCAAAGUGAAUAUGUAAAUCAUUGUGGUGAUAAAAACAUUGUUUUGAAACAGUGGAAAGCUUGGAGUGGUAGCUUAACUUUCAUAUGAGGUCAAGGUUUUGACUGACAGCUGUCGCAUUUCUUGUCUCUGGUACAAUGUUUUUAGGCUUUAUGGUUUCUGGGGUUGAAAGAAAAUUUAUUAAAGAUUGCUUUAAAUCCUCUUUCCUCACUCUCGCAUCUUCUCUUGUGUGUGGCUUGCCCAUAAGAGAAAAGGAGAGCUUGCUCACACGGGUUAGUGUUGAUCUCAUCUUCCCACUCAGUUAAGCUUUUCAAAGAAACUGGGCUGCUAAAACAAGGUGCCAGAUUGACAGUAAACACAUUAAGUUUAAUUGUUGCCCAGUAUGACAGAAGUCUGUUUUUUUUAGUGAACUUUUGAGUUUUGAAGUUAAUCUUUUCAUAUCAUUGAGGAGACUAUUUGAUCAUUUACUGUUUUUUUUUUUUAUUUCAUUACAGUUCCAUCAGAUGCAGUAAGGUUGGUAUUCCCUACGUGACUGUUUUUCAGCUUAAAUUUUUGCAAUUUGCUUGAAGAGCAUUUCUCUGUCCUUUUUUUAAAAUAUUUGCUGUGUAAUUGGUCAGUUUUUUAGAGAGCUUUAAUGUUAUUUACAGGUGCAGUAAAUUUUGUUCUUGGUCCAGUGAACAAACCGAUCUUCGGUAGCCAUCCCUUGUGGAAAAGUGAAUUACAAUUAUUUGAAAAAUAAGUUGUAGUGUUUAAAGGUCUCCGAUUUUUUAGUAUUGUAGCUUUCAACUGUAUCGCACAGUCAUAUGAAUUAGUCACGUGACGGCUAAUGAUAGAGAACCGCGGGAAGUUCUUAACCCCCAUCUCUAUUGAGGGUUGAAUGCUGGCAUCUGAUAGGGAUGGCCUUAAUUUGAGUUUUCUUUUAAUGUCCACCGUCUCCUGGUCAAGGAUCUUGAUCCCCUUCCAGUCGAUCUCGUGGUUAGCGUUAGACUGGUGUUCCCUGAUUGUGGAUUGUUUAAUUUGUUGUUUCUGAGACCUUUUGAGCCACUAGAAUUUAUUUUUCAAAUUUCAAUUCUAAGGUCAAGAAUAAGCAUUCAUGGAAUUUUGAAUCACAACAGACUUGUCAAGACUUUGAGCUAAUUAUACAUAAAUGAUAAUUUCAGUCACAAUAGUAAAAUUCUGACAAUGCUUACAGUAGGACGGUACAAUAUGAGCAAAACAGUGAACUGAGAAACAAAAUCAAAAUCCUUUAGUUGACCUUUGAUAAUAUAUGUACAUUUUAAAGGACAGUAAUGAUAAAGAUCUGAGUGAUGGAUAAUAAAGUACAGUGUACAUGUAAUGUUUUGUUGCAAUCUGUAGCUCAUUUGAUGAAGAAGAGACUUUAGACUUGCCGUCAUUCCUAGAGGUCAUGGGAAGACAGAACCAAUCCCAAACAGGGCAGCAAGCUGUUGGUAAGUUAGCUCUAUCAACUUCUCAUUGCGUUGUUUAAGAAAAUUCUUUAAGAACAGUUUUUGCAUCAGAUUUCAUUUUUCUGGGCUUUAUAUGAUUUGCCUGCUAGUAAUACUUGGAAGGAGAUUCGAUGCAGUUACCAAUCACGCUUGAUAUACAGUAAAAACCUGUGACUAAGAACCUGGUUUUUAAGAACCUUUAGGCCUUUGGCAGCACAGGAGAAUUUCAACUUUUUUAAACGUUCCAAAAUAGUGGAAAUUGGUUAGAACUGUUAUAUAAACAGGGGCGGAUUUAAGGGUGAGCCGAGGGGGCCGCGGCCACCCCUUUUUCUUUGAAAUUUUGUACCAUUUUUACAGAAUUCUCAGAAAAAAUAAAAAAGUAUCUGUAUAGCUGAUAAAAAAGACAAGACCGCAGAUUCCAUUGAAGAAGCAAUCUGUUUUUCGGCAUGUAUACUUUAAAAUUGCUCAGAGUUGCAGAUACCAAUACCCUUUUUCCAUUCACCAUUGACGAUGUGAACCUUUUUAUCUUUUCAGGGUUGCUUCCAAAACGAAUACCGUCGAUCAGGUAGGGAGAUCUAAUUACAUCGUGUUAAUAGUUUCGGUUGUGAAGUGAAACAAGCCUGCAGUGUAUUCUAGUGUAAUCUUAUCGUAUUUAGCAAAGUCAGUCAGGAAUGUGUUUAGUGCUGUGUGUGCGAAGUAGGUCAGCAAAGAAUAGUAAAAUCAGGUUAUAAUUAAUAAUUUAGAAUCUGACAGAAAGACUGACUGGAUGACUGAUUGAUUGAUUGAUUGAAUAAUCAAUUGAUUGAGUCAGUUUUAGCCCCCCCCCCCCUCCAUUUAUCUGAUUGUCUGACUGACAGCAAACAAUCGUUUUCCGGUAUGUUGUUCAGCUUUCUUACCCACUGAUUGGCAUAGGUCCUUAGAGUUUGACUAAAGGCUCCUUGAAACUCGCGUUUAUAAAAGAAAAUUAGUGCUAUUCCUUCGCUCAGUGUCACCCUUAUAAGAACGGGAAAUUGAAAGAAACCUGAGAUGGAAAUGAAAAAUAAAUAAAAUAAGGCGAGCUAAAAGGAUAGCAAACGAAACGUCGAGGAAAAAUACCGCUUGAGAGAGGAGCAGAUUUUUUGUAGCUUUAUUGAGUUUAACACCAACAAAAACCAGUGUAGUGUGCUUCCAUUCGCUAAAUUAAUCAAACUUUACUGUGUCUUUGAUUGUGUUUACGUGCUGACAUUUCAAGGACUUACCAAAUGUAAUUUUUUUGCUUUUCAAUGGUUAAUUCUUGCAGUAAAAUCGAAAAGGAUGACAAGUCGGCCGGAGAGGAGAGUGACAUCAGUGACGAUGACACAGGUAAGCGGAGAUUUCCGAUUGGCUCAGCCGGAAAGUAUUGAAACGGUCUGACCAAUCAGGUUCUACUAGCAUGUUGUGGAUUCAGCCAAUUAGGAAUCAGGAUCCUUGCAACAUACCACAUUGAUGUAACCUUUUACGAAAGCCAGGCUGUCAAUUAUAAACUCGUUUAGCUGGUAGUUUGUUUGAUUCGCGAUGAACAAGGAUUAAGGAUGAAUCUGCUCUGCGAUGAAAUGGCAUGCUACACAAAACAUUUAAACGUUGACUCUUUUGCCAGGUUCAGAACGCUUUUAUCACAACAAGAACCAGAUCUUCUUCAACAAAAGCUGUUGCUAUGGUCCCCUUUUGGACCCGGACAAGGUGUCACAGUUGCCUGAGGCUACCCCUCCUGGGAAGGUCAGUAGUGUUAUACGCACAGGACUGGAGAUGGUCGCAAAGGCGGCUUUCGAUCCUGAAAAGGUGAUAGACCUAAUGCAGGAAGGAUGCGGAGUACGAGUCGUGGUUAAACACAAGGGCAAGAUUCUAAAGAAGGUAAGAGAACCCACAGCUUUCGUGGUAGUCGUUGGAUAGGGAACGGGGAAGACGGAAAAUCGUGUGAGAGAGAACACGAAGAGAUUCAUCACGGGCAAACGUGAGAAAUUUGCAAAAGUUAUGCCUAGUUCUUUAAGAAGUUGUUACUUUCAGUCAGUUUCAAAGUUUCGAUGCAGUCAAAAGCCGUUAAUACGGACACUUCAUUAUUACGGACAGUUUGCUUUUUUCCUGGUGAAAGAAAGCCCUUACAUUUUCUCUACAUUCAGCCCGCUUAAUGUGGACAGCCCGUUUUAGGGACACUUUCUUUGGCCUCUUAGUGUCCGUAACAGGGGAGUUUGACUGUAUUUAACCUAAAACGAGGGGUGUUGCCGACCGGGAUGGACAGGCUGACAUAAAGACAGAUACGGCUAACAUGUGAAAUUUGGAUUAAUUUACGCUCAAGCACAUGGGUAGGUAGAAUGAGUUAUCAGAUAAGAAGACAGAGGGACAGAUUGAUGGGCACACAAAUGUUUGGGUAGACAGACAAAAUGAUCCUGAAUUAAGUAUACAGAUACUCCAGUGGGGGGGGGGGGGGGGGGGCGGCGGGACUUAACCAAGAAGGGGGUGGGGGUCACUAACCAAGUAGAUUGUAGAAAAACUUCUGUGGUUUUGUUGAUAAUAUCUCAGGAAUCCGUGUGUGCGUACUGCUCCGCUCGUGGAGCACGACAAAUAUAGUUUGAUUGUAGUAAAGGACAAGGGAGAGGAGAAGUAGAAAUAUAAAAAGAAAAGAGGAGAAGAGGGGGUGUAGGAGAGGAAAAAAUAUGGGGAGAGAAAAAAACAAAAAUUGUAUUAGAGAGCAGAAGGGGGGGGGGGGGGGGGGGGGGGGGGGGGGGGGCGCUAGCAUUUACACGACGAAUGGUUCGGGCCAUUUCCACUAGAAAGCUUCAGAAUAACCUUUUUGGAUUCUUCAGCUAAUUUGGCUGCACUCUGUAGUGGGUCUUUCUCCCGCUCCGGGAGCAAGAUCAAAGGUAAUCGUUGGCUGGUCAUACACGAUAGUUUAACCGUAUGGUUUGUGUAAAUGAUAAGCACCGCAGGAUAGCCAAGAUGGUAAAAAAGACAGAGAUGGUGGGUUGAACAGAUAGACAGACAACAAGGCCAUCAGGCAGAGUAAUUCACUCUGUUAAGAAGUAAGGAGAAGCACUCGACUGCUUCUUGUUUUUCCCCCUACACUUCUUUCGUGCUCUGGCCACUUCUUUUGUGCUUUACAACAAGACAGAGAAGAGUCAAGGCUUCUUUAUUUGUUUUAAGAUAAAGAAUCCGUUAAAUUCCCGACGCAUUCCUUUCUAAUUUUCAAAACAAACUUUAGCUCCGUUUUUUAUACUCUCACAAAGAACGCUUUUUCAACCAAUCAGAGUGCUCGUUAUAUCUGAACUUAAUUAAGAAGACAUCGGUGGCUAAUCUAGAUCUUUAAGUAAGUUGGGUCCUCGCUCAUGUGGUCCCUAAAAUACGAGGAGAGAGGCCGGCCUCGACACCAUUUUUCUUGGCCCUGCGGGCCUCGGUUUGCUCUAAAAAAGAGGUGGAGGCGCGGGCGCGGGCCUACCCUACCCGAGAUCGGCCAUUAGAAAUCCUCUCAUUUGAAUGCUUUUAUCAACAGGCGAUCUCGCGGGUGGACUCGCGGCCAAAGCUAGAGCGUUACUUAAAGAGGUUUUGCCGUCGUCUCAUCUGUUGUGAGUAUUUCUUGAGUCUGAAGCCUGUUCCGACGCCAUGCCCUGAUCAGUGCCAGGCAGAUGGUAAGUAAGGGAAUGGGUUCAUCAUUUCAUUACCUCAGUCGACCCUUGUACCAUUCAUGAAAGUGCUGCUAUGUCUGCCUGUAGAGUGUGUGGUUGUAAUCCGGCAUAUUUGGUCUUUAUUUUAAUGGUAAGAGCGUUUUUUUUCCAUCGGGAAGUUCUACUUUGCGAGACAUUUUUUAACCAAUGGUGCAACUCGCCUAACACGUUGUGGUGGGGUUUUGUUGACGUUGGAUUCAAGAAGGAAGUUUUAGGCCCGCAGUGAAGAUAAAAUAAAUAAAACAAAAAGAAGCCAUUCAAACUCUGUUUUCACGGAAUAUCUGUCGACAUCUGAAUGUGAGUACAUUGAGUUAACGGGUUACCGUACAACAACGAUAAAGCCAAAAAAAUUCCGGGCCAAACGCGGAAUCAAAAUAAAAAGGAAUUGUUUCAGUAUUUUGACACUCUAUAGCACUUUCAGCUGUGAUUUAAGAACGAAGUCGUAUUCCAGUAGUGAGAAGUAAAAGAAAAGAAAGAAAGAAACCUUUAAAGCUAAUCGUUCACGGAAUAUGUGUCCAAAUCUGAACCUGAUUACAGUUAGUCCGCAAACGCUAUUCCAAUCGCAAUAUUUCAAUAGUAUAUCGUUAAGGCACUUUGCCGGAUACCCAUAAUUUGACGACUGUAAAUCUACUCAAAAAAGACUACAAGACACAUACCGCUCUAUACUGUUCACGUCUGCCUUGUAAACAGUGUGUUACACAUUUCUUUUGUGGGUAGAUUUUCCGUUCCCUUGCUUCAAAUUUUUUAUGUAUGUAGCUCUUAUUGGCAGACCCUUCGCCUUCGAUCCGAUGUGAAGUGAACUGUUUUAAAAACUUUAUGAUUUUAAAAAUCAAAUUGAUUUUUGUUUCGAUUUUGCCGUUUUCAGCAUUCUUUUUGUAAAAAAAAUUGUCAUAUUCCUUUCACAAAAAAGAGCAUUCAAAUUCGUAUUUUGUAGUUAAACUAUGAUAACAGCUGACGACAGUGAAAACGAUUCCUUUUUAUGGGCGUUUUACAUGUUGGUACAUUACAUUCUUUGUCUUUCGCUACCAAAAACCUACGUUAAGUGAUAGAAUGAAACGUUUAAAGGACAGCUUAAAUAUGCUCUGGUUAAUUUUCCUCUCUCUAUUUUAACUUGCAAGCAUUCCAACAAAUUCUUUUUACUGGCAAUUUAGUCUGAUAAAAAAAAUGGCAGAGAAAGGACAAACGAAUUAAUUCUCGACUUUUAUGUUUUCCUUGACGUCGCCUUUAUCGGGCUGUGUAAGUUUUCUGAUGCACUUGAAAAAAAUCUCCCACUAUUUGAGUAAGUUAUCUUGAAGGAGAAUGUAAAUCUAAGUUUUAAGUCUAUGACUGAAGCCCAUAAAUUUGACCAGUAAGAAGUCCUUUUUUCACAUUUUACUGUAUAAGACUAAAGAGUGUCAGAGAAUAAGAGCGCUUUCGUAUUACUAAUUUUUUUUAUUUACGUUGGAAACCAAUUGUGAAGAUUAGGCUUAAGUUUAAUUAAAAAGUAUAAACGAAUUAGAAUAACAAAAAGGAAAACUGCUGUUUCCGGGUACCCGUUAAACUCAUGAAGGAAAGUUGUGGUUAAUAAUUUAUAACGCCCUUGUGGUAAUCAGAUCGUCAACUUUGAAUUUAGCUAGAUCUUUGGCGUUUCAUUUGAGAGUUAGAUUAGAUUACUAUCGGAAUGUUGAUGUAAAUUGAGAUGGAGAGCGCCUAAUUAUCCCCCGUGUCUUGACGGCCAUGCAACAAUGUGCUUUGAGUACGAAGAACUGAGAAUCGUUUUGUCUGCGCCUUAUCUUUAACAAUAUCGUAACUGUAGUUUCAACUUCGUUGGUGACCGAAAGGAUUGAUUUAUUUUGUGUUUCAGAUCAAGGAAACUUACAAGGUCCCAAAGGGUUAAAAGCUAAGAGAUCUCGCGAAUACUUUGAAGUCAAGCAUCUCGGAGUUGAGAAAAAGAAACGUGGCCGGAAGCGAAAGUCAGACUACUUACUUCCGGUCGAUCCAAACAGUGUUGUUACGAGGGCUCUCGGAGACAGCGGAUUACCCAUUGGGGCGCCUUUUAGUGUGGUUCAGGGACAGACCACCUUUUCUACGGCAACCGCCAUUGCUCCUGUUCAGAAUGGUUCCAUUGUCACUCAAACCCCAGGGAUUCCCCAAGUGACUCCGCAGGGAGCCACCCCUGGGGUUUCAAUUACGAGUGUUAGUGCAGGAGCUCCGGCAUUCCAGACGUCUGGCAAUGUGACAGUGCCUCGUUCAGCUACCGCAGUAAAAGGCAUCCCGGUGAUUGCUCCUCAGGGAAAAGUUCCCAUGGCCCAUCCCCAGCGUUCCCCGGUGCCGAUUAACGCUUUACCAGGAGGAAAACCAGUCACCAAGGAGGUAGAGUAUCUGGGUCAAUUUAGGUUUCUGGGAAACUGCCCACCUACCCCUCCCCUAAGUCAACGUUAACACUUACUGCUCACUUAGGGCAAAAUGUUGGGUUACAGGAGGGGUAGGUGGGCCGUUUCCCAGAAAAUGUCUCUGAUAUCUUUUGUAAACAAUAGAUGUUUCACCAAUUUCUACCUACAAAUAAUAGGAGACAUUUGACUGACAGAAAAAUUUUGAAACCUAAUUAAUCCGAGUAUCUAUCACAAUUAAAUUAGUAGAACUCUACUUGUAUUCUGUUGCGGUUCUCUCACUGUUAUUUUUUUAUUAUUGGCUCAAGUAAGAAGAGGAAUCCAGGUUUUAUGCCAAUAAAAACUUCGUAAAAAAAAGUUCGUGAGCAUACUUUUAGAGCUGUUAGUGCACUCUAGGAUCAGAGGAGCAAAACAGCAAAUACUCGCAGCUAAAAUGUUGCAAGAUCUAUCAACAAUACAAUCGGCACGUUAGGGUGAGAGACUUAAUUUCACGAUGUCAAUUUUUUUUAUUUUUAGGGAGUGCAGUCACAUAACCCAGGAAGCGCGCCAAACGUUCCUUUGACGGACGGCUCUAGUCGCAUUGUGACCAAUGUGUCUAGCCAAAGGUUUGCUACAAACGCUACCAGCUUAGGUACCACAAUCACAUUCGGCCGGGCUCCUCCUAACGUCACCAUAUCAAAUUGUGUCCCACCUCCGUUGACCAAGAUAGCCACCGAGGGCAGCAGCAGUCAUGUGACCACCACCACUAACGUGACGGUGGAACCGCAUAGUCAGCUUGCGAUUCAUGCUGUGUCCGCAGUGCAAACGGCCAGCAGUGUUUCAGUGCCGGCGCCUUUCUCCUCCGCUUCUUUACACGUUCCUCCAGUUUCAAGGCCUUCGUUUAGUACCGCCACCGCAGGGCAGUUGCCAGUUGGGACUGGAUACAAGCCUGCGACGAGCCCCCCGGUUUUUCCCCGACAGGUGUUGAGUACGAACCCUGGCGGUGUGAUCCGCCAUCCUGGAGUCCAUCCGAAUCCCCCAGGGAAUGCCUCUCCAAUACAAGUAAAGCCAAGCAGUGGAACCACUCCUCCUCCUCCCCCGCUAGUUCCCAAUGCUCGCGUAACCCCUCAGGGAGUUCGGCCGCAGGGAAUGUACGUACCUGCUCAAAGCAGCAGCAGUAGCUCCAUUUCACAGCCGCGUCCAGUAUUACAUUCCCAUCAAUCUCCUUACAGUCCCAUAGCUGCCAGGAGUGGAGCAGUUAAUCAUCACCCUCAAGGGACUGCCCCUCCCCUUCUAAGUAACUCCUCUGGGGUCACUAGUGCAACCCCUCAAGCUGGCAUGGUCGCAAGGGGAGUAGCGCAGCCUGGAGCCCCUCCCGUUUCACAAAGGCCCAUCAUGCCGAAUUAUCAUGGCGUUCCCCGUUCGAGGAACCCUCCUCAAAACGCCCCUCCGAACAUGAGGUUCUCAAGUGUCAGGGCCCCCCUAGGGGGUGGAUUUGCGAGGCACCCUCUACCCAUGCGUCCUCAGGGGAAUGCUGUAGGACCACAACAGCAGGUGAGAUUGUCAUUUUCGUAGAGACAAAAAAAACACUAGGUAUGUUAAUUCCAUGAAGAUGACGGAAAUAAACGAAUUUCAGUCAAACCCCGUUAAUACCGACACUAAGGGGGCCAUAGAAAGCUUCCGUAUUAACAGGGUGUCCGUAUUAAGCGGAUUGAAUUUAAGAAUAAUGUAAGGGCUUUCUUUCCCCACGUAAAAAGCCAACUGCCCGUAAUAAUAAGGUAUCCGUAUUAAGCGGGUGUACGUAAAGCGGGGUUUGACUGUAGUCGGUAGGGAUUUAGCGUCCGAAGGAUUUUGGAACCUUCUGCUUCUUUAGAGACCUGAGGGCUAAGUUGCUGGAAUGCCGAUUAGUGCGAACCCGGGACUAUUAAAGUUUUAAUUUGGUUUUCCUUUAUAUUCAAAAGCAUUUUCUCAGUUGAUUUUCUCUUUUCUGUUUAGAGCAUCAAAUCAUGAAGUUGUAGAUCCGCAAAAAGAAUUAAAACAAAUUAAAAUCUAAACUUACUUUUAAGCUUUCAUAGCUGAAUUUAAAUUUCGCACUUACCCUGGGUUAUCUUGACCCAGCUUUGAACAACUCGGUCCUGGUUGAAGUUGUGAUUAUUGAUAUUAUUUUCAGAGCUUCAAAUUGCGCUUUAACGUGCCUACGGUGUCGGGAACAGUACACCAGCGGAAUAUGGGGUCUAAUCCACCUGUAAGUUUCGUGGACGCGAAAUUGGUGACGAAAUCUCGUAUCGGUCCAACACCGAUACAGCCCAAGUCUUCUAUAGAGCAUCUGGAAGCUCUGACGAAUGCCACCAACCAAGAAGUGAAGAUAAACGACGAACCAAAGAUAAAGGAAGAGGAAACGAAAGUGGACGAAGAAGAGGAAGAAAAGGGAGAAAAUGAAGAGAAGUCUGCAUCACCUCCGAAAAGGAAUCUGUGGUGGUUGAAAAAGAAGCGGAGAAAGCGGCCACGACUGACCUAUAUUAAAACGAAGUAUCGUCGCAAAGAUGACGAAGGCGCUCCGAGUACUUCCGAAGUAACUCCGAUGGACAUGGAUAUGGAGGAUGAUCCUGAACUUGAAGUGGAUGAUGGUCCCUCUCAGUCGUCCUUAGGAGACAGGCCUAAAAGAGGACGACCUCCUAAGGGCGUUGCGUUCCGAUUCAAGACUGAAAACUUCUCGAAUAGUGAUCCCGACUGGGACGAGUCAGAAGAAAGAAGGCGAGUUAAACCUGUGGUCAAGAAAAGAAAAGGAAGAGUCAAGAAAGGUAUAUGAUUGAAAUUUAAUUGCUUGAUAACAACCUGGAUGAUUUGCGAGCAGUGGAAAGUGGGCUAAGCAGCCUUCAUAAGUAUUUUCCAAUAGACUGCCAUAUCGGGAGCAUGUGAACACUUGCUUUUUCUAUGUCAUGGUGAGCUCCACUUUUCUGGUUAAACUGCUGAACUGAUUUAAUAACUAGUAAUUCUCACUUGGAACCCUAAAAGAAAGAUAUCAAAUGAUUCUAACGAAGGGAAACAAAGUAUUGUCGGUUUUGGACAUUUUUCGAUAACGCAGGAGUUUAACCUGAAAAAGUUGGCCCGAAUUUUCAAGUUGCAAUCCGUUGCAAAUUCGAAAACAAUUCUCCAUGGUAUGUACUCAUAUGUUCAAAACUUUGCAGUGAAAUCACUGUCCUGCAGAUCGUGGUUCCGCUUGAGUUUUGAGCAUUCUGACAUUUUGACGUCAUUUCUAUGGUCGACAAGAGUGGUGGACGCGUGACUGACCGGACGCUUCAGUUAGCGCUCCGCGUUCUCGCGUAUGUGUGUUUGUGGGUAGGUUAGUUUAGAUCUUUUCUUUUUUUUCAUUGACUAAUUAGAGACAAAGUUAAGGCGAUAUGAAAAGAAAACGAUGAUGUAAAGAGACAACUGAAUAAUCUGAAGAAAUGCAUCAUUAGUCUCUUGUCAUAACUGUGUUGUCAUUUAUUAUUAGUAUUCCGUUAGUUUAUCAGUAGUCUAUAGUCAUUGAUGUCAAUUUUAGUUUCUUCAGUUCUCUUGUUACUUUUAGUUUUAUUUAGUUGUAUUUAUUUCCUGUGAACAUAACCCCCCUAGAUUAGCUUAGCAUGUAUGUAUGCAUGCAUCUAUGUACGGAAAAUGGUUGUCGAAUUGUUAAGUCGGCAUUGAUUGCUUGUUAAUGCUCGAUUCCUUCUUCCCUAGAUUCUACUGAAGUGACGUCACCGAAACUGAAGUCUCCAGGCUUGGCUGGACCAUCACAAAUCCCAGGCCUCUCUGGUGCCGUGGUGAAGGAGGCUGGAACCAGUCCCCCAUCACAUUUGGCUCGUUCACCCCCAUUUUCACCUCGGAGUUUUCAACGUGCACAUACUUAUCACGGAACAGGCAUCCCUGGCGAUAAACGUGUUAUUUCUCCUAAGGGCUCUGUGUCUAAAAUGGUGCGCAUGAGUUCUGGAUCAGAUCCCAGAGGUAUAGUUCUCUUUUAGCAUUUAGCUUUUUGAAUUAUACGCUGUUAUUAAAUGCCCGUCGAAUACCAACCCAUUUUAUCAUGUUUUAGUAUUACGUUAAUUUGCGCAAUAUCAAGUAAUAAAUAUUAUUAACAGUCGAACUGAUCUUUAUUGCUGCUAUUCGCCACUUAAGAAAGAAUCCUUAAAUGAGAAUGUCCGAGACCAGGUUUUAUGAGCCCGCGAGACCACCACCGCCAAAACCUUUGUUUUCACUAAAACCGCUGGACGCCACAACCUGCUUGAGGUCAUUGUUAUCUAAGGUCUUCCCUUAAGAAACGAGAGGGAAACUGGACCGGGUUAACGUUCGCAAAGACUUCUGGGACUGUCACGGGGGACAGGGAAAAAAACAAAUUGGCCAAUAGCUGACCGGCGCCUUCCCCAGUAACCAUCCCAGAAACAAUUCGGGUGUUCCAGUCUCUUUCUCGUUUCUAAACUGGAGAAUUUUUGUACAUAUCGAGAGAGAAAGCAUUGCAAAAGAACCGAAUUGACUGUACAAAGUUUAAAAAAGCUGGUUCGGUUUGGUAGCAGAAGCAAGUUUGAGUUCCUUACCUGCAUUGUUUUCGGAAGUAUCGGCCAUCGUCGAAUUGGUCGAUUAACUGUUGCCUAGUCCCUGUACGGCUUCUUCCCAGGCCUUCUCGGUCAGUGGUCAAAAACUUGCUCGGACCGCGUGACCCGAAACUCAUCGGCGGCGCGCAAUAAUGAGGCAUAGGGAGUAGGUAAGAUUAACCACAGAAUUGCCCCCUGGGUGGCAAAGCGCUUAUGACCAAAACAUUUUAAUUUUGCUGAUCAAAAGCAUGGUCACCUACAUGGGAGUAAACUUAACUAAAUUCAAACAAUCUGUUUCUUUGUAGGUCAUCACUCUCUCUCUGCAUCACGAUACUCGCCUUACUCCUCCUCCCCUUCGCCACGCGCACCCUACUCUCCCUCGGGUCAUCGGUCCAUGCACCCAAAGCCACUCUGCGUUGAUGUCGGCACCAACACGUCACUUCCGGGCUGCGUGAACGGCAGGUCACCUGACCUUCCCGCCAACCCCGUUACGUGGUCAGUGGAACAGGUGGUGAGAUACGUGCGCUCAACAGACUGUAUAAAUUAUGCGAAUAUAUUUUUAGAUCAGGUAAUUAUUUAUGAAGAUUCAUGUUUUUAUGUUGAUUUAUACCCUAAAGGACCGUAAAUCACUUAAGCAUUCACUGCAGUACUGUAUGCAGUACGCUGAAAUAAAAACUAAAUGAAGUUACCCAGGAGGCUCCUCACCUACUUUUUUGAAGAGAUUUGUCCAUACAAAUAAUUCAAAUUGAAGCAGACCAGCUUGCUACUGACUUGCGUGAAUAAUUCGAAGAGUUUAACUUGGGACACCGAAGAACUACUUCUUCAGAGAUAUAUUAGGUUGAAAGGAGUGCGCAUGUGGAGUAGGUGUGAAGCGGGGAUCCAUCUUUUAUUGGAGGAGUCUGGGGGCCUCCCCAAGAAAAAUUUAAUUUUUAUUCUGGCGUCCUUCCUGCAAAGUGCAUUUUGAUCGACCAAGGACAAGAGUUUUAGCCAUGAAAUUGGCAACUUUAUUUAGUCAUGUUUGCUUUGUUUUCAUCGAACGAUGUGGUGAGAAAAAAUACGAAAAAUUUAUUACUCUCUUUAAAGUUUUCUAUAAUAAGCCGGCGAUUUUCGUUUGUCCCUUUCCGAGACCCCUUUUAGCUCUUUGACACUCCUUUAGCUCACUGAUAUGGCACUUGUUCUUUCACAGGAAAUUGACGGAAAAGCACUUAUGCUUUUGUCACGUGACUCUCUUAUGCAGUUUACGCGCAUGAAGCUGGGACCGACUCUUAAGAUGUGCAGUUACAUAGCUCAACUGAAACUUCGAGCCCGAUGACACGCACGCAAUAAAUUUCGUGUGAAAUAUGACUAAAAUGGACAGUGGAGUGUAGUGUCUUCAGGACGGAUAUUUUAGACACAGAGGACUUUGUGGAUAGAAGAGGGAGUGAUCAUACCUAAAGCCUAAGAGGCGCAGUGUGAUUAUUCAAAUUCAUUUCCCUCUAUG
Porites evermanni is the source of this 29432-nucleotide messenger RNA. NCBI's taxonomy places the organism in Eukaryota, Metazoa, Cnidaria, Anthozoa, Scleractinia, Poritidae. The record is from the annotation of a GenBank genome assembly.